This is a messenger RNA of Gloeophyllum trabeum ATCC 11539, 1893 nucleotides long. RefSeq lists its product as uncharacterized. The transcript is spliced from 11 exons. Gene Ontology annotation, molecular function: cysteine-type deubiquitinase activity. Gene Ontology annotation, biological process: protein deubiquitination. Bases 1 to 1893 code for a protein of 630 amino acids. The record is from RefSeq and is a predicted model, not a curated record. Gene Ontology annotation, cellular component: nucleus; cytosol. Lineage: Eukaryota; Fungi; Basidiomycota; Agaricomycetes; Gloeophyllales; Gloeophyllaceae.
AUGACUAGCACUGCGAUAUCUCCCGAAGAACAAGAGAAUGUCGAAUUUCUGACGAGUAUGAUGGCGCCUGGCGACGUCGACGCUGAGGUUGCCCGACGCCUUCUACUCAAACAUGGCAAUGAUAUCCAGAAGGCGGCGUACGCGAUGCUGGAGGGAGAUAGGGCAGAGGAAUAUCAGGCUGGGCCGCGCUCACCACCCCGUGAAUAUCGGUGUAUGUGCUCACUGACUCUCCCAGCAUCCAAGCCGGAGAAAGAUGUGAUUGACUUAACGGCGGAUGAAGAAUCGGAAAUGGAGGCUGCUAUCAAGAUGUCAAUGGAAGCCGACCUGAGGCAGCACCAGCAGCAGUUUGGGCCGAGCAAUCGAGCGCCUGAUCCCAACUGGGCUAUGGUUGCGUCUAACAAACCAGCGGAGACGAACGCUUUGUCACAAGAUGAUCAAACCCUCAGCCGAGCUAUUGAAGAGAGUUUGGCGACCAGCUAUAGUCGGUUCGAGAAGGAGGAGUUUUACGAACGGCCGAUGGAGGAACAGGUCCGGAAGGAUAAACGGCCUAUUGCACUGCGACCGACCCAAGCUACUCUACAUUAUGCUGGUCUGGUCCUGCAAGCACUCUACAGUGUGCCCCAAGUGAGGGAAAGCAUCGCGAACUGGAGGCCAACUCCUCCGGCAUCUGCAACAGCAGACGAGUUCAUGAUUAUCGAACCCCCGAAGUCGGGUCCAGAAUCCUUGAUGUAUGGCAUUCUUGAGGUGUUCGCAAAUAUGGAGUUUGCGCUCCUUUCCGAGCUGAGCGUAGACCCCAUUCUGCAAGAAUUUGGGACACAACCUGCAAGUGCUGCGGAUAAUUUUGGUGAUCUGACAGAACAGUUUCUGGGUAAAGUGACAUACACGGUUGAGACCAUUCUGAACGGAGACUAUGCGAACGCCUCAUCCAAGCGCCUUUUCCACUUUCAAUACGGCACCCACGUUGACCCCAACUCCGCCGCGCACGUCCCGGACCUGCACGAAAAGGCGAUAGUCCGGGUUGAUAUCCAUGGCACCGAGCAGACGAACGACCUCGUCUCCUGCCUCCUAUCCCAGUUCUCCCCAUCGACGCCCUCCGGGACCCAGGAGGUGAUAUAUCAGCCUUCCGACGUCGUCUCGUUCCACCUCGUCCGGCCGCCGCCACCCUAUCCCGGCGUGAGCACCGAGGGAUCCGCCAAUGCGCGGACGGUGUUCAAAUAUCCGAAGCACUUCUACUUGGACCAGUUCUUGGAGGAGAACGCCGAGCUAGCGAAGGCAAAGACGGCGGAGCAGAAAGAAAUCGAGCAGGAAGUCGUGAGACUUAGGACGGAGAAGAAUGGGAUUGUUAACUACAAGAACAAAGAUGCGCUUAGUAACCUUGCAGCAGCGACACAUUUCUACGAGCAUGUUAUCGACCGUGACACGCCUGAACAGCAGACGUAUGCAGAUAUGAUGGCCGAGAAGUUACACAAGGUGCAAGCCAAUAUCCAGGCGCACAUCAAGUCUAUUGAGGACAAGAUGACGGAACUGAGAAGUCGCUCCGAGGCGCUCUUUGACGAUCCGCAGUUGAAGAAGCAUCGGUAUGACCUCCGCGCUGUCUUAGUUAACGAAGGGCCCCUGGGUAGGAAGCAUCUGUACUCGUACACCUAUAAUGCAGGAAAGUGGUGGAAGACUGUCGAUUGGCUCGUAGAGGAGGUCCGCCGUCUGCAUUGUACUGUUGUCUCUGAGGAGGUUGUCCUGAAUGACCCUGCUGGCCUUCAUUACGGCGCUGGCCCAUACCUGUUACUGUACAGCCGAGCUCUCUCGGAGGAAGACGAGAAGACACUCAGCGAAAGGUUGCACUGGAUGGAGACUGCACGGGUAGGCCCUACGCUUCCGCCGUACACCGGCCACUAA